Molecule: messenger RNA, 4864 nt
Organism: Eriocheir sinensis (Chinese mitten crab)
Lineage: Eukaryota; Metazoa; Arthropoda; Malacostraca; Decapoda; Varunidae
Product: collagen alpha-1(I) chain-like
Exons: 22
Coding region: 173-3214 (1013 amino acids)
Source: RefSeq, a predicted model, not a curated record
GCGCCCUUGCAGUGUGUCUGGCUGGGUGCUGCCGCGUGGGUGCCCUGCGAAGCUGCUCCGCCUCUCUCACUCUCUCACUUACUCGCCACACCAUAGACGAGAGAGGGAAGGAGAGGGAGAUACACGCAGCUUCCAAUACACUCUUCUUGCGUCCUACGAGCAUGACCAGACAAUGACCUCCGCGAAUUCGUCUUCAGGGGGCAGGUGGUGGUGGAGGGUGAUGGCGCUGGUGGUGGCGGUGGUGGCGGUGGUGCUGGUGGUGCUGCCGAGCCCUACACACGCCCAGUACUACGAUGAGCUAGUCGGCCCCUGCGCGGACUACCAGCCAGGGGAGGACGACCUGCAGGCCUUCGACUUCAUCCGGCAAUUCCAACUCGACGUCUUGGAGCAGAACUAUACGGGUGUGAAGCGAGUCCGUGGGUCCAACCGCAUGCAGACCGCCUACCGUCUCAAGGCUGAUGCUAACCUGCAGAUUGCCACCAGGGACAUCUUUCCACAAGGGUUGCCGCAGGAGUUCUCGCUGAUCUGCACCUACCGCUCCCGCCGGCCUCCGCGCAACCCUUGGGACAUCAUCAGGAUCAACGACAUCCGCGAAAGGCCUCAGUUCGCCGUCACGCUCAACCCCAUCCAGAAGCACGUCGAGCUCUCCAUCCUCUCCUAUGACGGCUCCCUCAGGACGCUCCGUUUCAAUCAGACGGAGGAAGCCUUCAACGAGAGAUGGCACAAGCUACACUUCGGGGUCUUCCGGGAUCGCGUAACUCUCCACUUGGACUGCGAGAGGACCACUCAAGUCAACAUCGACCCCCACGGACCCAUAGACGUGAACGGCAACAUCUACAUCGCCAAGCAGCAAGGAUCUGCAAGAACCGUCCCAAGGAAAAGGAGGAAAUCCAAUAUCGAGCUCCAGUGGAUGGUGAUGAGCUGCGACCCGUCCAGCCCGGAGCGGGAGACCUGUGACGAGCUGCCGCCGGUGCGACGCGUGGACUCCGAGCAGAUCGGGCCGCAGCAGUGCGAGGAAGUGUGUCCCCGCGGGCCGCCGGGCUUCAACGGCACUGAUGGUCGCAGGGGGCGGAGAGGACCCCCUGGCCCGCCAGGACCUUCCGGAGAACUGGGUCUGCCCGGCUUCCCCGGCGACGAUGGCCUGCCCGGCGCACAGGGACCUACAGGCGCCGUGGGGCCGCGAGGACCACCGGGGCGUCAGGGCGAACCAGGGCCUCAGGGGCAGAUUGGACCAUCGGGACCUCCAGGACCCACUGGACUCACAGGAGCGCUGGGACCCGUCGGCCCGAAAGGAAACAAUGGAGAGCGGGGUCUUCCAGGCCCUCUUGGUCCCUCUGGCCCGCGGGGAGAUCCUGGGCCAAAAGGUGUGCCUGGCGAUGCAGUGCUGGUCUCCGGACCAACGGGAGAGCAGGGACCACCAGGGCCGCCGGGGUUGCAGGGUUUAGACGGGUUGGACGGGGUGCCGGGGCAGCCAGGCUCCAAAGGAGACAAAGGUGCACAAGGCGAGCGAGGAAACACUGGACGCCGGGGGCUGCGCGGAGAAAAAGGCGACUCGGGGACACCAGGCCUGACGGGGCCGCGAGGCUUCCCUGGGGAGACGGGACCGGCUGGGCCACCUGGCAGACCCGGCGGAGAAACUAACGGAGAGACCGUCCCGGGACCCCCUGGCCCACCUGGUCCCUACGGUCCCGUCGGCCCCCCUGGCGAGCCAGGCGUCGUGGGACCCAUUGGCUCUCCUGGCCCCGAGGGACCCCCGGGACCCCGAGGCGACAAAGGUGAUAGAGGCAGCGAGGGCGUACCAGGCAACGACGGGGCCAAGGGUCAAUCUGGACGGACCGGGACGGUGGGCGCAAAGGGAGAGAAGGGCGAGGCAGGGCUGCCGGGCAUCACGGGACUCAUCGGCAAGCCCGGCGUUGUCGGUCUUCCGGGACCAGAGGGCCCCAUGGGUCCCCCGGGGCCUCAGGGAAUCAAAGGUGACGCCGGUGCCCGAGGAGAGGCAGGCUUCCCCGGUGAGCCCUCCCCGCCUGGCCAGCCCGGACCUCAGGGACCUCAGGGGCCCCAAGGAAGCAGGGGGGAGGAGGGUCCCUCGGGGCCACCUGGACCCCCCGGAUUGCAGGGAGCCCCGGGCAACCCUGGACAGCUCGGACUUAUUGGACCCAAGGGUCACCCUGGCCUGCCGGGCCUGAAGGGAGAAGCAGGGAAGCGCGGAGAGCGAGGAGACGUGGGGUCCAUAGGGCCACCAGGCGCCAGGGGCCUCGCAGGGCCACAAGGCCCUGCUGGACGAUCUGGCCGCGAUGGGAAUAACGGCAAACCGGGACAGCAAGGACCUAUCGGACCCCGAGGACUGCCAGGACCCGCGGGACCAUCUGGGCCCAUGGGACAGUCUGGGCCUCCGGGUAUUCCUGGGUUCGUCGGAAAGCCCGGGCCCCCAGGACCCCCCGGACCCCCGGGACCUCCAGGUGACUCGUCGUCGGCCCCGGUGAUGGCGAUCGCCGGUGAACGGGCAUACGGGAUACCGGGCAUUGCUGGGCCCCAGGGGGAGAGAGGACUGCCUGGUGAGCGAGGUGCGGAUGGGGAUCGCGGCCCCCCCGGCAAGCAGGGCCACCCCGGCAUGUCUGGACCAGCAGGGCCGUCGGGUCUUCCGGGAUCGCCUGGCCAGCGAGGCGCACCGGGGAACGAGGGCUUGCCUGGCAGACCCGGCCGCGAGUACACUGAGGAACAACUUCGAGGGAUCUGCGCUUCUGUCCUCCGAGACCGUCUUGAGGAACUGACUGCAGGGCUGCAGGGUCCGCCAGGCCAGCCCGGACGAGGCCGCAUAGGGCGCCCCGGGCCCCCUGGAAAUCCCGGGGAGCCAGGUGUCCCCGGAUCCCCCGGAGAGGUGGGCCCUCGAGGGUACUCAGGCUUCCCCGGGACAGCAGGACCCUCAGGGCCGGCGGGUGAGCGAGGGCCCCGAGGCCACAAGGGUGACCGCGGCCAGAUGGGCGAGGGCAGGGACGGCAAGGUGGGACCGGCGGGAGAGCCAGGUCCACCAGGGCCCCCGGGGAUGGGUGUACAAGGGAGGAUAGGUGACCGAGGACCCCCUGGUCUCACAGGUCCCCAGGGCGGGCGGGGAGCUCCCGGCCCGCAGGGUCCACCUGGCCACUGCGAGUACUGCAACCCGUCGCUUGCCUACCAAUCUGCCGUCGCAGCCCAGGGCAAUACCAAGGGGCCGUAAGCACCCCCGAAGCUUCUACGACCCACGCAGCCUGAAUGACGGCGCUCCUCCGCCGAGGCUCCACACGAUGCUUUGCUGCUCUUCACUAAACAAAUUAAAAGUUCCUCUGCAAUAAGUGUCUUCAGAGCCGCUCGAUGCUGCCCCAUACCUAUACGGAAAUUACUUCGCCCUGCCUGGAUGCACUGUCCUGCUGCGCGCAAGGCUUCAUCCUCCUUGUCUCAUGUAUCCCCGGCCACUGGGGGCAUUUCUUGCCUCAAUGAGUCACGGCACGCUUCCUGCCUGCUGCGGCGCCGCAUCUCGCCGCAGAGGUCACUUGACUUUCCUGAGCCAAGAAAACAUAUCACAAGUGCCUUGGGGGCGGCCGUCGUGGGGGCUCGUCCUCUCAGCGUUCACUGCCACUCGCGUUGUGUUUUGGUCACUGUUUCCUUCUGUAGUACGUAAGUUCGUCCCCGAAGACUGGAAGGCUGUAGAAAAUAAUGAUGGACGCACUGUCUUGAGAUUUCGUUGUUAUGGCAACUUACUGUUAUCAUCGACACUACUCACUCACAGAGGGUCUUGCCGCACUGCCUUGAAAUAUGCUCCCUUGUCUAUGAAGACACACAGUGACUUCGACUUCUCUGUCAUUUGUUUUAAUCACUAGGAUGAUGACACUCCUCAAGACUUUACUCGAUGAAGUUCAGCCAGUGACAUUUCCAGGUAUACUUGUCAUGGAAUUGUACUGAUAAGUUUCUUGUUAUCCUGCUGUUUAUGACCACCUUUACCAUACCCAGCCAUUUUUUCCCUGUAUUAAAUUUCACACAUUUUAUUUUUGUUGUUGUUUUUGUUUUCAAUAAUACAUACAAGUUUGCACAAAUAUUUUCAUAAUUGAUCCUUUUAUCAUAAAAUUCUAAAUGUAAUCUUAGUUUUCCUAUUGCGUUUCUUGUUAUCCGUGAAGCAAUAGUUGCGAUGAUUGUUUCUUUCCCACACGAAUUAGCGCAGUCUCGGCGUAGUUGGUUUCUGUGUAGAGUCCAACCCUUACACUCGCUUGGCAAAGCCACCAACACCGUGGCCCCAGUACACACACACACACACACACACACACACACACACACACACACACACACAGGAUAAAAACACCAGAGCCGCAACCAGACAUAUUAUGUCUCAAAAGUCCGAAGUUAAAUGAGAGGCGAGGCCGCGACAGGGCAAAAAUAACACGUCGUAAAAGGCGUUCUCACCCCACACAUUGCUGCGCACAUGUCAGUGGACCACCACCGAAGCUGGGUGCUGUAUUCGAAAACCAUAAAAACAUGGUGUCUGUGAGUUGCAGACUUGCAUUUACCUGCUGCCUCUAAAUAAAUGAAAGGGAUGGAUGAGAUAAUUAUGAACUGCGCAUUGCGGCCCCGGAUGUCAGGCUGACUCUGUACUGCCGUGUGAAGCGACCACUCGGGGUACGAAGCAUCGGGAUAAUUCUUCUCCGUAAUGUGGGAGAGAACCGGUCCCACUUUUUGCGUCAGAAUAUGUAGGUUGCGGGCUUGACGUGGCUUGCCCAUAUCCCCGCCACCCAGCCAGUUCACCUUCCGAACUGCCAUCAUGUAUAUUCUGUACAACUAACCAUUGUAUGUAUAUAAAAUAAUUUUUUACCAAAGUUAAUAAAUAGUUGGCCAACAG